Molecule: messenger RNA, 1180 nt
Organism: Nyctereutes procyonoides (raccoon dog)
Lineage: Eukaryota; Metazoa; Chordata; Mammalia; Carnivora; Canidae
Gene: PLPP2
Product: phospholipid phosphatase 2
Exons: 6
Coding region: 74-940 (288 amino acids)
Biological process (GO): phospholipid metabolic process; phospholipid dephosphorylation; signal transduction
Molecular function (GO): phosphatidate phosphatase activity
Source: RefSeq, a predicted model, not a curated record
CCGCGGCCUGGCCGGGGCGCGACGGGACGCGCUGGGACGGGCGUCGGGGGUCGCGGGCGGGCGGGCGGGCGGGAUGGGGCGCCGGUGGGUCUUCGUGCUGCUCGACGUGCUGUGCGUGCUGGUCGCCUCUCUGCCUUUCGCCAUCCUGACGCUUGUGAACGCCCCGUACAAGCGAGGGUUCUACUGCGGGGACGACUCCAUCCGGUACCCGUACCGUCCAGACACCAUCACACACGGGCUCAUGGCCGGGGUCACCAUCACGGCCACCGUUGUCCUUGUCUCGGCCGGGGAGGCUUACCUGGUGUACACUGACCGCCUCUACUCCCGCUCCGACUUCAACAACUACGUGGCCGCCGUCUACAAGGUGCUGGGGACCUUCCUGUUCGGGGCUGCGGUGAGUCAGUCUCUGACGGAUCUGGCCAAGUACAUGAUCGGCCGGCUGCGCCCCAACUUCCUGGCGGUGUGCGACCCUGAUUGGAGCCGCGUCAACUGCUCGCUGUACGUGCAGGUGGAGAAGGUGUGCAGGGGAAGCCCCGCUAACGUCACCGAGUCCAGGCUGUCCUUCUAUUCCGGACACUCCUCCUUUGGGAUGUACUGCAUGAUGUUCUUGGCGCUCUACGUGCAGGCGCGGCUCUGCUGGAAGUGGGCCCGGCUUCUGCGGCCCACGGUGCAGUUCUUCCUGCUGGCCUUCGCGCUCUAUGUGGGCUACACCCGCGUGUCUGACCACAAGCACCACUGGAGUGAUGUCCUGGUUGGCCUCCUGCAGGGGGCACUGGUGGCUGGCCUCACCGUUCGCUACGUCUCUGACUUCUUCAAGUCCCGGCCCCCGCAGCGCUGCCUGGAGGAGGAGGAGCUGGGCCGGAAGCCUAGCCUGUCCCUGACGCUGACCCUGGGUGAGGCUGACCGCAACCACUACGGGUACCCGGUCUCCUCUUCCUGAGCGACGUCUGUGGGUCCAGCUGGGCGCCGGCCGUGCCCCUUGGGGCGGCGACGAGGGCUCCACACAAGCUCGGUGCCCCGUGCUGGUGGCUGCUUUGCGUUUGGAAGGCGGGCCUUGUGUUCUCCGCGCCCUCAGAACCCCCUUUGUUGGAUUAGGGGGGCCCUGGGAGUCCAGAUAGAUGCUGUUUUUGUAAAGUGUAAUGUAUAUGUGGACUUUUAGUAAAACGGAGCGUUUGCUCGA